Molecule: messenger RNA, 861 nt
Organism: Ananas comosus (pineapple)
Lineage: Eukaryota; Viridiplantae; Streptophyta; Magnoliopsida; Poales; Bromeliaceae
Product: hypersensitive-induced response protein 1-like
Exons: 5
Coding region: 1-861 (286 amino acids)
Source: RefSeq, a predicted model, not a curated record
AUGGGGCAGACAUUCUGUUGCGUCCAAGUCGAGCAGUCAACGGUAGCCAUCAAGGAAUGGUUCGGGAAAUAUAAUGAGGCGCUUGAUCCCGGAUGUCACUGCUUGCCAUGGAUCUUCGGGCAGAAGAUUGCGGGUCGUCUUUCGUUGCGUGUUCAACAACUUGAUGUCCGUUGCGAAACAAAGACGAAGGAUAACGUGUUUGUCAAUGUCGUCGCAUCCGUUCAAUACCAUGUUCUUGCUGGUAGGGCCGCCGACGCUUUCUAUAGGCUUAGCAACCCGAGCAAGCAGAUUCAAUCCUAUGUUUUUGAUGUCAUCAGGGCUAGCGUCCCUAAGCUGAAUAUAGACGAUGUAUUCGAGCAAAAAAACGAUAUUGCAAAAGCCGUCGAAGAUGAACUUGAGAAGGCAAUGUCGGCUUACGGAUACAAAAUAGUUCAAACCCUCAUAGUCGAUAUCGAGCCUGAUGAGCACGUUAAGAGAGCGAUGAACGAGAUCAAUGCAGCUGCUAGGCUGAGGCUGGCGGCGAAGGAGAAAGCGGAAGCCGAGAAGAUUCUUCAGAUCAAGCGCGCGGAGGGGGAGGCGGAGUCCAAGUACUUAGCGGGCCUCGGGAUCGCGCGGCAGCGCCAGGCGAUCGUCGACGGGCUCAGGAACAGCGUGCUCGCCUUCUCCGAGAACGUGCCGGGCACUUCGGCAAAGGAUGUUAUGGACAUGGUCUUAGUGACGCAAUACUUCGACACGAUGAAGGAGAUCGGUGCCGCGUCGAAGGCCACCUCGGUGUUCAUCCCCCACGGGCCGGGCGCCGUUCGAGACGUUGCGGCGCAAAUAAGAGAUGGUCUCCUGCAGGCCAAUAACACUAUCAACUGA